Messenger RNA from Trichomycterus rosablanca, 1441 nucleotides. Its product is annotated as sciellin. The transcript is spliced from 17 exons. NCBI's taxonomy places the organism in Eukaryota, Metazoa, Chordata, Actinopteri, Siluriformes, Trichomycteridae. The record is from RefSeq and is a predicted model, not a curated record. The coding region runs from base 85 to 1239 and encodes 384 amino acids.
UGUGGAACAGAAAAAGGCACAUCCUUGUUACCAGUCCAUCGCAGUGGAUCGUAAAAAACAGAUUGGAGAAAAACAGUGUGUAAGAUGUCCUUUAACCAGACACUUCAAUCAACAAAAUCUGGAGUUAGUUCCAGUCAGGCAACUGGAAGCACUAACAAACGGAGAAAAGGUCUACUGCAAGACAAUAGCUGGAUUAAGAGAGGUGCCGAGGAAGAUGAGCCAGUGGAUGAUGACCCCAACUAUGGAAGAGAUGUAUUGGGCGGCCUCAAACCAUCAACUAAGAUUGAAAGUAUACCAGCAAAGCCCAAUCAGACCAGCACAGUGAGGACCAGCACUUCGACCAGCUCAGUUACCAAGAGGCAGUUUGGUGGAAGUCAGGAGUUGCUAAAUAAAAGCAGUGACACGACUACAAAAAGCAGUGUGACCAGUGUCAGUUCCACUACUCCCACCUCCCCUACCAAACCUCCAGUUCCUGCCAAGAAGCCUGGUCCUACAACACCAACAAACAGUUUUACAGCUCGGGUGUUCUCAGGUGCAAACUCCAGCGAUAAAUUGCUUAGCCCUGUUAAAAAAUCUGUGGAUGAUAAGUCUCCAGUAUUAAAUGAUCCGCCUAAGGCAGUUACCAGCAGCACUGAGAAAGAAAACUUUAUGCCUCCAUCACCUACAAUUACAUCAGUGAGAAAGACAACUGUAACCAAUACAACCCCAGAAAAGACUCAAACUUCCAUUACUGAAACUAAAACAGAAACCUACGCAAAGGGUGUUGAGCUGAGCAAUUAUAAUUCGAUUAAACCUACUGCAACUACCAGAACAACUAUUACCUCAACCUCGAGCUAUGAUAAAGCUCCCAGACUGGAUGAUAUGGACUUGAUGACUCCCACACUGUCUCAGAGUGUGUACACCAACCCUGUCAGAAUGAUAGUGGAUUCAUCUGUGAAAUCAACUGUGACUCCAAGGGUGUCACAGAUGACUUUUGUAAAUCCAACACCUGUACCAUCAACUACAACCAGGAUUGUCGGUAAAAGAGAUCUCUGCUCCUUUUGUGCUAAAAGCAUUGUUGAAGGAGAGAGGGUCAUUUUGGAUGACCUUAAUAUCUUCAGUCACACAUUUUGCUUCAAGUGUGAGUCAUGUUAUCGUUCUUUGGGCAAUCUGGAGGCAGGUGACACUCUGUGGGUGCACAAGGGAAGGGUGACUUGUGAAAGCUGUUUUUCAAAGACCAGAGAUCACUGGUAUCACUGAAGACAUCACCAUCUUGAAAAAAAUACCUACUGGACAUUUAAACGUAAUGCCUUUUGUACAUGGAAAUUAAUUUCUUUAGCAUGUUUACUGGGAAAAAGGGAAGAUAGAUAUAUGCAAAAUUUACAGUAGAACAAUAAAAGGCUAUAUUCUUUGUGGUAAUUAUUCAUUAUUCAUGUCCGUUCUUGAGUAUAAGGCAAUAAAU